AUGUGUGAUAUAAAAUAUCUUUCAUCAUCAAUUGCACCUAAACAUAUUAUUAAAAAUCUAACAAAUGAAAUUCGUAUUCAAAAUUUACUUUCUUCACUUAUUCCAUAUAUACAAUUACUUAUCAAAUCUCUAACAGAGAAGUUAUUAUAUGAUAAAGAAGAAAAUAUUCUUGAAAUAUUUGUUAAAUAUCGAAAUUUUGAUUUAGAUCCUAAAGAUUCAAAUAACAUUCCCUGGUAUAUGCCAUCGAAAUUAAAACAAAUCAAACAUAUUGAACCAAAUACUGAUGAACAAUGGAUAAAUGAAUAUCUUCAUGCUAAAUAUCAUGAUAAAAUUCAAUUGAAUGAUAUAGAAAUCAUAGGACUUAAUGAAAAAUUAAAACAAAGAAAACCAUAUAAUUUCAUUUUAAAAAAUCUUAAAACGAAUACAAUAACAUAUAUUGAAGUAAAAAAUACUUUAAGUAAUAAUCGUCAAUUAAUACCAAUAACAUAUAAUGAAUUACAAUAUUGUUAUUCGUUGUCAGAUAUAAACCAACAUUUUCAAAUUUAUCAUGUUUAUAAUACUGAUCAAUUUCUUCUUCUUGUUCAAUAUGAACCAAUUGAACUAUUACAUGAUAUUGAACGUGGUCUUUCAUCGAUUAUUGAACUUCGUUCUUAUGUUUAUGAUAAACAAACUAAUAUUACUCGAGAUGAAUUUAAUGAUUUAUUAAUGUAUAAUAAUAUGAUUAUUAUUCGUACACGUCAAAUAUCAUCAAAAAUUAUAACUCGACCAAAACAAUUAACAUUAAUUAUUGAAUAUGAAUAUGAAGAACAAAUAUCACAAUCGUAUCGAUUUUGUCAACAACAAUUUAUUUCUUAUCUUGCUUAUAAAACUAUGUUACCUUCAUCUAUACCUCCAGGUUAA
Messenger RNA from Rotaria sp. Silwood2, 900 nucleotides. Lineage: Eukaryota; Metazoa; Rotifera; Eurotatoria; Philodinida; Philodinidae. The record is from the annotation of a GenBank genome assembly.